Messenger RNA from Acomys russatus (golden spiny mouse), 895 nucleotides. It is a transcript of the gene Rab27a, whose product is annotated as RAB27A, member RAS oncogene family. The transcript is spliced from 6 exons. Gene Ontology annotation, molecular function: GTPase activity; GTP binding. Lineage: Eukaryota; Metazoa; Chordata; Mammalia; Rodentia; Muridae. Gene Ontology annotation, cellular component: melanosome; secretory granule. Bases 233 to 895 code for a protein of 220 amino acids. The record is from RefSeq and is a predicted model, not a curated record. Gene Ontology annotation, biological process: melanosome transport; positive regulation of exocytosis.
ACCGCGCUCUUCUCCACGGGAAGUGAUGUGGGGCCGGACGGAAAAUACCGCCAAGCACUCAGAAAAGGCCAGUCGUUUGGGGUCCCAAGCUCCAUUCGGAAGGGAGCGCCUAAGGGAUAGAGAACGUAGGGGACGCAGCAUCUUGGGAAUCUAGCACUGCAGGGACGCAACACCUUGGGGGGACAGCACGGAAACAGAGCGCCAAACUCGGUGAAGCGCAGAGUCCUCCGCCAUGUCGGAUGGGGAUUACGAUUACCUCAUCAAGUUUUUGGCCUUGGGAGACUCUGGAGUGGGGAAGACCAGUGUACUUUACCAGUAUACAGAUGGGAAAUUCAACUCCAAGUUCAUCACCACAGUGGGCAUCGAUUUCAGGGAGAAGAGGGUGGUGUACAGAGCUAAUGGACCAGAUGGAGCUGUGGGCCGAGGCCAGAGAAUUCACCUGCAGUUAUGGGACACAGCGGGACAGGAGAGGUUUCGAAGCUUGACCACCGCAUUCUUCAGGGAUGCUAUGGGCUUCCUGCUUCUGUUCGACCUGACAAAUGAGCAAAGUUUCCUCAAUGUCCGAAACUGGAUAAGCCAGCUACAAAUGCACGCAUACUGUGAGAACCCAGAUAUAGUGCUGUGUGGAAAUAAGACUGACCUGGAAGACCAGAGGGCAGUGAAAGAGGAGGAUGCCCGGGAGCUGGCCGAGAAGUAUGGAAUCCCCUAUUUUGAAACUAGUGCUGCCAACGGGACAAACAUAAGCCAAGCCAUCGAGACGCUGCUGGACCUGAUAAUGAAGCGUAUGGAAAGGUGUGUGGACAAGUCCUGGAUUCCAGAAGGAGUAGUGCGGUCCAAUGGCCAUACAUCUGCAGAGCAGCCAAGUGAGAAGGAGAGGGGGCUGUGCGGCUGCUGA